This is a messenger RNA of Emiliania huxleyi CCMP1516, 540 nucleotides long. RefSeq lists its product as hypothetical. The transcript has 2 exons. The record is from RefSeq and is a predicted model, not a curated record. Gene Ontology annotation, biological process: double-strand break repair via nonhomologous end joining. The annotation marks the transcript as partial. Gene Ontology annotation, cellular component: nucleus. NCBI's taxonomy places the organism in Eukaryota, Haptophyta, Isochrysidales, Noelaerhabdaceae. Gene Ontology annotation, molecular function: DNA-directed DNA polymerase activity; DNA binding.
GAGAGCAGCGGCGACGUCGACGUGCUCAUCACGCGCCGGGAUGGAGGCCGCUCGUGCGACCUGCUGCCGCGCGUCUGCGCCGCGCUCUCCGCCGCGGGGCACGAGAUGCACCACUUGCACGACCCCUUCGAGAAGAAGGAGAAGGAGGAGGGCGAGAGCUGCUCGUACAUGGGCAUCGUCUACCCGAGGGAGGAGUUUGCGUACGCGCUGCUCUACUUCACAGGCAACGACCACUUCAACCGGAGCAUGCGCUUCUACGCGAAGAAGAUGGGGUACUCCCUCUCCGACCACGGCCUCGCGAACCGCGGCGGCAUCAACUCGCGCGGAGAGGAGGUUCGAGGAACGCGCAACAUCGUGCCCGCCGAGAGCGAGGCGGACAUCUUCGCCGCGCUCGGCUUUGAGUACAGGGCGCCCGAGGACCGGCACGCCGAGGCGACGAUCAUUCAGGACGGCGAGGCGAAGCGACUGCCCCCGCUCUGCGACGAGGCAGACCUGUCCCCGGACUCGCAGCCGCUCGACAGCGAUUCUGACAGUUGCUAA